Molecule: messenger RNA, 2436 nt
Organism: Hyphopichia burtonii NRRL Y-1933
Lineage: Eukaryota; Fungi; Ascomycota; Pichiomycetes; Serinales; Debaryomycetaceae
Exons: 3
Coding region: 1-2436 (811 amino acids)
Molecular function (GO): acyltransferase activity, transferring groups other than amino-acyl groups
Source: RefSeq, a predicted model, not a curated record
AUGAGUCAGGAUAUGCCAGGAAACGGUGAAAAGAUGACUGCGUCCGACCAAGAGUCCACGUAUGCGCGUCUUGAGUCGUUGCCGUACGCUGACGGUGAGUUUGAAAACGUUCCUAGAAUCAAAGAAAAAAUUGGGUUCACGCUUGCCAAAGAUCCCAGCAAGAAAGUCACCUUGAUCACCGGCCAUUCUGCAUCUGACUUCCCAAAAGGAUUGCUAGAGUGUGCCUGGGAAGAGUUCAAUUACGUGGUGGAAGAAGGAAGAACAUAUCCCCAUUAUAAACCAGUCGAUUACGAAGGAUUUCUUCAGUACGCUUUUGUCUUUUUCUUUACCGUAUUGGUGGAAGUGGAAUACACCGAAGACAUGUUUGAGCAACCCAAAUCAUUCUGGUCCGAUAAGCUCUUGGGGUUCUUUUACAUUAAACCCAAUUACAUCGGACGGUGUUCUCACGUUUGCAAUGCUGGUUUCGUGGUCAACCAUCAUAAGAGAGGUUUGGGACUAGGGAAAGAGAUGGGCCGGAAAUACUUGACGUUGGCUCCAAGAUUGGGGUUUGUCUAUUCCGUGUUCAAUUUGGUUUUCGAAACAAACACUGCCAGUCUUCGUAUUUGGGAUUCCUUGGGAUUCUCCAGAAUCGGUUACGUCAAAAACGUGGCGGUUUUGAAAGGCGAGUCCAAGUUGACCGGCGCCGUCAUGUUCGUAUUGGUGAAUAUGCCAGAGUUUGAUGACGUGCUACUGCCUCCGCAUUAUAGACCGCAAAUUGAAUAUAGCUCGAUAUCGGUUAUUGAUCGAUAUACGGUUCUUUUGAAAGAUGGAGAAACAACUGCUACCAUAUAUCCAAUACACAAUCCUAAUGAACUACCACCGGGACUUCUAGCAUUCUUGUGUGAUGAGUUUAACAUGGAGAUUGAACGAGGCGAAACAUACCCGUUUUUCGAUACUCUACAUAUAGAAGCUUUUCAAAAUUAUUGGUUUGGAAGCUUUGCUGCAGUAAUGGUAUUGGGAGAUGCGGUAACUUUAUCGGGUUCCAGGCAGUGGGAAAAAGAAUGUUUGGGUACUUUUUAUGUUAAGCCAAAUUAUCCUGGUCGUUGUUCUCAUAUUUGUACUGCAGGGUUUUUGGUUAAUGCUGGUAUUAGAGGUAAAGGUAUUGGUCGUACUUUGACUGAUUGUUAUCUUCAAUGGUGUCCAAGAUUGGGUUAUACUUAUAGUGUCUUCAAUUUGGUAUUUGAAAGUAACGUUCCUGCAAGAAGAAUAUGGGAAUCUCUUAAUUUCAAGCGUAUUGGUAGAGUUAAAUCAGCAGGGAUUUUGAAAGGUCAUGAAACUGCAGUUGAUGCUUUGGUUUAUGGGAGAGAAUUGAUCAACACCAGUGAUCCUUCAGUUGGCGCUUAUAGAUUUGAUAAAAUCAAGUUUUACUUGGAAACUGGUAAAUAUCCAGCAAUGGCUGAUAGAGCAGAAAAAUCAAGACUUAGAUCUUCGGCUUCUCAUUAUAGAUUGAUAGAUGGUAAAUUACUAUUAAAGGGUAAAGAGGUCAUUUCAGAUCCUGUUCGUCAAUUACAAAUUUGUAAUGAAGUUCAUAUGACAAAUCAUGGUGGGAUAAAUAAAACUACCGCUGUCAUUACAGAAAAAUAUCAUUGGACAAGGAUAAAAGAUACCGUUGCUGCUGUGAUUAAAAGCUGUCCUGAAUGUAGAGAAUCUUCUAAGGAAUCCCCUCCUGUUUCUAAAAUGCGUACUGCUCCAAAGAAAAUGGUUACUGGCAAUUUACGUGAUGGCUCUAAUCGUCGUCCUCACCAGCCAAAUCGUGGUUACAGGUCUAGAAAUAAUAAUGAAGACGUCGAAGCAAUGGUGGCCCUCCAUAACUUACCAAACCACCGUGAUGAAUCUCUUUUAAGUACUCAUGACUUAUCUGGCUUGGAUGAUGGUCUAAUUGCAGUAGUUGAAGCUGCUCAAAAACAACAACAGCAACAACAACAACAUCAACAUCAGCAUCAACAUCAGCAACAACAACAACAGAAAGAUCAUAAUCAACAACAACAGGAAGUUCAUGAUACAGACCACCACCUGCAUCUGCACCAUCAAUCACAGCCCUCUCGUCAUCAUUCUAAUCAUGAGAAUGCGCCAUCUUAUGCCGCUGUUGCAGCCGCAGCUGUCUCUGGUGAUGGUGAAAAUCAAUAUCAAUAUAGUGAGUAUGACGAAGCUCCUGGAAAUAAUGAUUAUAAUCAUCGUGAUGAGGAGCCCGAACAUGAGAAACAUAGAGGUGAUAUACCUGUUGCUGAAUUCGAUCAUCAUGUUGGUGCCGGUGGAGAAGAGAUUGAAAUUGCUAGAGCAUUAAUGCAAUCGAAUCAAGAAGAUGGUGAUCUCGAUGAAGAACAUCGUGACCACGACGGCAUGAAAGACGAACCUAGAUCCCCGGGGGAUGAAAACAUUUAUUUUAAAAAUCAAUAA